AUGAAGAUUAUUAAUGCGGCGUUCGUUUUCACGGAGCAUCACAGCAAGCAGCUCAAGGUAAAGGUCUGCGUGCAGAAGGAGGUGGACAACAACUUCGUGGUUGAGCAGACGUUUGUCAUCGACUUCUCCAUCAGGUCGAGCCAGUGCGACUACUGCAAGCGCAUGUACACCCCUCAUACGUGGAAGGCGAUGGUGCAGAUCAGGCAGAAGACCAAGGACAAGCGGCACAUCCUUAUGCUGGAACAGGUCAUCAUCAAGCACAAUGCUCACGAGAAUGUGUCCAGCAUUCUCUCCAGGCGCAACGGCUUCGAUUUGCACUUCCAAAGCAAAACUUGCGCCCAAAAAUUCGCUGACUUCAUCUCCGACAAGAUCGUGUCGCAAGUCAAGAACAGCAAGAAGCUGAUCACGCAGGACACCGUGAACAACAAGUGGGAUUACAAGCACACGACGCAGGUCACACUCAUACCCAUAUGUGCAGAUGACAUGGUCUUCCUGCCGCCGAAGGUUGCCUCCAUGAACGGGGGUGUAUCGCCUUUUAUGCUAUGCGUCAAUCUGACCACCACAAUCAGUCUGAUUGACCCGUUCACGUUGCGAACGCUGGAGGUAUCUGGCGAGAAAUUCUGGAAAAACCCGUUCUCGUCGCUGUUCACGAAGUUCAACCUAUGCAACUUCAUUAUCCUCAACGUCGAAAAGGAUCGCGAAACCAAGCACUCACACCCAAACUAUGAGCUCGUCGACGUCGAAAUCAUGGCAGUCAACUCUUCCACCGUAAUCUACACGAAAUCGCAUCUGGGGAAGACUCUGGCCGUGGGCGAUACCUUCAGCGGCUACGACAUCAGAAGAAUCAACAUGAACGGGCUCUCCGAGGAGGAAACCGACAUCACGAACAAGAUCCCCUUCGACGUUAUCCUCGUCCGCAAGGUCAAGAACAAGAAGGCAUUCAAAACCAACUGGGUGCUCAAGAGGAUCGUUGAGACGAAGGGCGGCGAUUCUGACGAUGAGAUCGAGGAGGACGAACUACUCGAUUUCAAGGAAGAACUGAUGAACAAGAAGGAAUUGCAACGCAACGUUGAGUUCUACCAGAAUCCGAAGAUGCAAGUGUCUAGGGACGACAAUGCCGAGGACGGGGAACUCGACGUGGUCGCCUCGCAGCUGAAGGAGCUUUCGUUGCAAGACACGAACUACUUCUGA
Babesia ovata is the source of this 1191-nucleotide messenger RNA. Its product is annotated as nonsense-mediated mRNA decay protein, putative. Gene Ontology annotation, biological process: ribosomal large subunit export from nucleus. The transcript is spliced from 6 exons. Gene Ontology annotation, cellular component: cytoplasm; nucleus. Gene Ontology annotation, molecular function: ribosomal large subunit binding. The record is from RefSeq and is a predicted model, not a curated record. Lineage: Eukaryota; Apicomplexa; Aconoidasida; Piroplasmida; Babesiidae. The coding region runs from base 1 to 1191 and encodes 396 amino acids.